Molecule: messenger RNA, 1378 nt
Organism: Spathaspora passalidarum NRRL Y-27907
Lineage: Eukaryota; Fungi; Ascomycota; Pichiomycetes; Serinales; Debaryomycetaceae
Gene: OYE32
Product: NADH:flavin oxidoreductase/NADH oxidase
Exons: 1
Coding region: 22-1326 (434 amino acids)
Cellular component (GO): intracellular anatomical structure
Molecular function (GO): FMN binding; NADP binding; NADPH dehydrogenase activity
Source: RefSeq, a predicted model, not a curated record
AAACAAUAACCAACAACUAUCAUGACUAUCAAAUACGACAUUACUCCAUCUGACGAAGCUGAACGUUCUGACGUUGUUCCAUACUAUACCCCAAAGCAACCAGUUCCAGCCGGGACUAUCUACCAAGAGGAUGAUAAAGCUGAAGUUCCUAAAUUGUUUCAACCUAUUCAAGUAGGAAACCUUCGUUUACAUAACCGUAUUGGUGUUUCUCCAAUGUGUAUGUACUCAGCCGAUGAUAAGUUAGAAGCUACCCCUUUCCACUUAAUCCACUAUGGUUCCAUUGUCUCGCGUGGUCCAGGUAUUACCAUUGUUGAAAGUGCUGCCGUAAGUCAUGAUGGUGGAUUAUCUCCACAUGAUUUAGGUAUUUGGACUGAUGCUCAAGCGGAAAAGUUAAAGCCUAUUGUUGAUUUUGCUCACUCUCAAAGUCAAUUAAUUGCAAUUCAAAUCAACCAUGGUGGUAGAAAAGCUAGUGGGCAACCAUUAUUUGUUCACUUGGAACAAAUUGCCGACAAAUCCGUUGGUGGAUGGCCAGACGAUGUUGUUGCUCCAUCCUCAAUUGCAUUCAGACCACAUGGUAACUAUAAAGUUCCACACGAAUUAACCAAGAAGGAUAUUGAUAGAAUUGUUAAUGAUUUUGGGGAUGCAGCCAAGAGAGCUGUUGAAAUUAGUGGAUUCGAUGCUAUUGAAAUUCAUGGUGCUCAUGGAUAUUUGAUUAAUGAAUUUUACAGUCCUAUUUCCAACAAGAGAACUGAUGAAUAUGGUGGCAGUUUUGAAAACAGAACUAGAUUUUUAGUUGAAGUUAUUGACAAUAUCAAGUCCAAGAUCCCAAGUACCGUUCCAGUUUUCUUGAGAAUUUCCGCAGUGGAAAAUUCGCCAGAUCCAGAAGCUUGGACUAUCGAAGAUUCUAAGAAGUUGGCUGAUUUAGUUAUCACUAAAGGUAUUUCUUUACUUGAUAUUUCUUCUGGUGGUAAUGAUUACCGUCAACCACCAAGAUCAGGUUUAUCCAAGAGUACUGACGGUCCAAAAGAACCAAUUCAUGUUCCACUUGCCCGUGCCAUUAAACAACAUGUUGGCGAUAAAGUAGUUGUUGCUACUGUUGGUGGACUUCAUGAAGAUCCAGCUUUAAUUAAUAAGUAUAUCGAAAAAGGUGACUUUGACCUUGCCUUAGUUGGUAGAGGAUUCUUAAGAAAUCCUGGUUUAGUUUGGGAAUUUGCUGACAAAUUAGGCGUUAGAUCUCAUCAAUCUUUACAAUAUGGAUGGGGUUGGUGGCCUAACAGACAACAAGUGAUUGACUUGAUUGAAAGAACUAGCAAGUUGCAAGUUUAAUGUAGAUGAAUAGAGUUAUAGAUUGUAUAUGAAAUUGAACGUUUGAAAAUGU